AUGAGCGCAGACACGAAGGAGAUGCCCCUGCGACAGGGCACGACAAUGAGCAGCACCUUCAGCGGUGAUGGUGCUGUACCCGACCUCGAUCCCGCGACGACCGCCGGCCUCCUUGCCGAGAGACUGCAAGCCUGGAAACACGCCGUCGCGUACCUCGAAGACUAUGUCACCGCCGUCGAAAAGGUCCACCACCACCAUGCGAAGGAGUACGAGAAGGUGCUUAAGACGAUCUCUCAACCCCUGCGGGAGGGCAGACAUUUCGACCAAGGCCUCGGAGGCGUCGCCGGCUUCUUUGAGAACAUGCGUGUCAACACGCAGGCCCUUAUCAACUCGAACGCCGAGACGGAAAAGACCCUCAAGGGCACUGUGCUUCCCGUUCUGGAGAGACUGCACAAGGAAAUCAAGGCCAAGGCAAAGGAAGUCCUGAACGGCGCCCAGAAGAGCGCCAAGGAGGUUGACAAGGCCAGAAACACCACCCAGAAGCAUAUCGAGCUGCUGGGCCAGCACACCGCGUCCUUCGAGUCGACCGGCGGGAAAAUGACCCCGGCCGACGACCCCUACGUCAUUCAACGUGGUGUUCUCCACAGGCUCAACAAGCAGGUCAUUGAAGAGAACAACCACCGGAACGACUUGAUUCACGUUCAGGACAGCUUCCAGGCCUUCGAGGCUCACGUCGUCCAGGUCGUCCAGCAAGCCAUGGAGGCCUUCAACGCUGUGGCUGGAGGACAGGCCGAAAAGGUCCGGGCCCUAUACUCGGAUAUGCUGGGUGCGGCACAGCGCAUCCCCGGCGAUUUCGAGUGGAAGGGUUUCCUCCACCGCGAGGGCGCCAACCUGGCUGACCCGAACGAGGCGCCCCGGAGCGUGGAUGCCAUCACGUUCCCCAACCAAGACCACACAUCCACGAAGCCUUUAAUUGAGGGAAGCUUGGAGCGCAAGUCACGAAACAAGCUGUCGUGGGGCACCCAAACUGGUUACUACGUCGUGACGCCGUCCAAGUACUUGCAUGAGUUCAAGGAUGAUGACAACUUGCGAAACGAUCCGAAGCCCGAAUUGUCAAUCUACCUCCCUGAGGCUGUCAUCGGGGCACCCAGCGGCGAGAAAUUCAACGUCAAGGGCAAAGACAAGAGCAAGAGCAUCAGCAGCAAAUUGACUGGCUCGUCUGAGUUGUCAUUCAAGGCUCACACAGCGGCAGAUGCCCAGAAGUGGUUUGAGGCUAUUCGCAGUGCUGCAGGCGCUGCUGCCGCGACCGGCCCAGCCUACGAGAGCACUCCCAACUCGCCCAUCGUUGGCGGUCCCGACUCGGCCGAUGCUAGCCCCGCUGGUGAGAAGACCGAGGCUGCUGCUCACAAGGAGCAGGAGGCGGGGAUUACCGGCAACACAGUGACCAGCCCAACCGAGAUGUCACCGGUGAGCCCGCAGGAUACCAAGGAAGCUCUACCUGCUACCACGGCCGCUUCCGAGGAAAAGAAGGCAACUGCUUAG
Messenger RNA from Neoarthrinium moseri, 1482 nucleotides. RefSeq lists its product as uncharacterized. The record is from RefSeq and is a predicted model, not a curated record. The transcript has 2 exons. The coding region runs from base 1 to 1482 and encodes 493 amino acids. Lineage: Eukaryota; Fungi; Ascomycota; Sordariomycetes; Amphisphaeriales; Apiosporaceae.